UUGAUUCAAGGUGAAUGAACCACCACACCCUCACCUACACCUAAUAACGUAUUCGAUAAAACAGAGAAACUGAAUGAGUAGGACGUUUUGUCUACGUCUGGGAUUUCGUCGUUCUUUGGUCCGCUACAGAUAUUGUGAGACACGUCGAAAUACCGGUAAUGCAAUCGUUGCAUACCUGCUUUCAUACAUCCCACGCGCUUUCUCAGAGAAGACUACGGAACGCGUGACACCGCCGGUCACUAUACUUGUCGUACUUCUCUGCUGACCCACGGCCAUGAAAGGUUUCAGAUCGUCUUGUCUCCUGUCAGUAUAUGGUCUGCUGCUUCUGUGGCCAAAUGCUCACUCCACUAGCCCCUCACCAACAUCAGGUUCUGUGGACACUCCCCAUGUGGAGAGAGUGAUGAUCCAGAAGUGUAACUCCAGCAUGGAGGAGUACUGUUUCCAUGGAGAGUGCAUGUUCCUGCUUGACCUCAAAGAGCAUCACUGCAGGUGUGAGAAGGGCUAUGCGGGACACAGGUGUGCUCACCUGGAGCUGGUGUUUCAGCCGUUGAGUCAGGAGUACAUAGUCCUCACUGUGGUGUGUGUGGUCUUUGUGGUCAUCGGCAUCACUGGAGUUGCCUACUUCUUCUACAAGUGGUAUAAUCGGAACAGGUGCCCACCUGCAGAGAAGUACCAGGAGGUGCAGAUGGCAUAAUGGGAAAUGAUUUCAGUCAAUAUUACAGGGUCUCUCCAUGGAGCAGGCUAAUUGGAAAAGAGCAUAUUAUUUAAAAAGAUGAGAUAAAGAUGAAUAUAGUAUUUAAUAUCUCACUACUCAGUGAGAGCUGAAUGUGGCAGGUGUGGUCCCAUUGCCGGGUGUCCUAAGAAUGCUCAUAGGGUCACAACUCCACACCUGUACACCUGUGAACUAUGCAAAUCUGUAACAACCAGGCCCAUGGCCUUCCACAGAGCUGUCCUAUAAGACUCAUCCUGUAGGAUUUUAUAGUAUUGUCAUUGCACCCUACAGGAUGCAUGUGUGUGUGGUGUGUGUGUGUUGGGAGGAGCAGAGAAGGUGUGUAUGUACAACAAGGAGCUCCUGAUACAUCUUCUGCUUUGCUCUUAUUUAUAUUUAUAUUAUCAUCAUUACAACUUUGCAACUGCAGUGUUAAAUGUGGUGUUCAGACAGGAUAUGAUUUGUAAAGAAAGGUUAUACUGCAGAAAAACUGUGUGCUUGUUUUUAUUUGAGUUGAAUAGAACCCCUAUCGCUAUCAAUUUUUAUCUAUAAAUUCCACAGGAUAACAGUAAGCAAGGUUUCAAAAAAGCCCAUCCUAACACACGUUUCCAUUUGUCACAACCAAAACAGCUUUAUAUCUAGGCCUACCUACUGUUCACACAUUUGUUCUGAUAAAUAAAUACCAUAAUUGUGAGUAAAUCAAGUAUACAUCAAGCUUCAAGCAAACAGUAGCUAUUCAGUGGCUUACAUAGCUAGCCUUAAUCACACUUGUCUAAAUCAUUACUUCACGCAGCUAGAUGUAAGAUGCAAGCUAGCUUCAGGAGGUACAAAUAGCUAAAUAACUUCAUUUACAGUUCUCAGAAAUACCUUGUCUGUGGUGGUGACUAUGCCCAAAUUUUGUUCACUUGCACUUGCCUGUUUCUUCAGAGCAUCUUUUUGGCAAGGAUGCUCUGAAGCAUCAUUGCACAGUAUGCAUGGAUACUUGCAGAAGGGCCUGUCCUCUUCAGUCAGGCCACAGUGAAUGCAGUAAUGUGCAGAAGUGUUGAGACAGAGAGCAGAGAGCUUCAGUAUUCCCGGAAACUGAUGCUGAAGCUCUCUGUGGAAGGCAUUCUUAGCCUCAGCACUCUGAGGUAAACAGUUAACAGUCAGGCUUCAGGAACCCUGUAAUGGGAUGAGCUACCAUGACCUGCCACUCACUAACUCGUUUGAACCAAUCAAAAGACUGUUCAGAAGUCAUCAGUAAACACACUGAUUGGUUCAGUUGUUUAGUCACUUCUAAUGCUCAAUUUUGGGGUUCAUGAAGCCUCACUCUUCCAUCACUGGCCUUCUUUUUUCCUUUUCAUCAGUGUGUCUAAGGUGAAUGCAGAUAGCAUGUUCUUCCAAAUGCACCAUCCAGAAGUUUUUUUAAAUUAUUUUUUCUUUAGGGAUUACAUACAUAACUCCAUACAUGUUAGAGCUUUCAAUAUCUCCAGCAGAGGACAGUGUGCACUACACAAACACAAAGUGAUUGUUUCAUUUCAGUUGUUUGAUCUAACCUGUGGAAAUCAUAGUUUUUUAUUCAUACCAGAUGCACAUUUUGGUAAAGACAAUUGAAUACCUAAUUGCUAUUUU
Megalops cyprinoides (Indo-Pacific tarpon) is the source of this 2320-nucleotide messenger RNA. RefSeq names its product proepiregulin-like. The coding region runs from base 275 to 694 and encodes 139 amino acids. The record is from RefSeq and is a predicted model, not a curated record. The transcript has 5 exons. Gene Ontology annotation, biological process: positive regulation of mitotic nuclear division; positive regulation of cell population proliferation; epidermal growth factor receptor signaling pathway. Lineage: Eukaryota; Metazoa; Chordata; Actinopteri; Elopiformes; Megalopidae.